Sphenostylis stenocarpa is the source of this 213-nucleotide messenger RNA. NCBI's taxonomy places the organism in Eukaryota, Viridiplantae, Streptophyta, Magnoliopsida, Fabales, Fabaceae. The record is from the annotation of a GenBank genome assembly.
AUGGGAGUGAAGGUGAGGGAGAAGGCUGUUGGAGGUGGGAGUGUGAGGGGAAAGUGGUCGUGUGGUGUGCUGGGAAUUGGAGAAGAUGAUGCGCUAUGUGGCCAGGUUGAGGGAGACUUGGUGGAGAGGAACCAUUACCUAUUGAUGAGCCCAAUCUAUGGUAACAUGCAUGAUUAUGUUGAUGACUACAGCAGGGUUGUGUUGGUGGAGUAA